AUGGUAAAUAGCGUUUUUGGAAAACUGAUGGAAAAUGUAAGAAAAUAUAAAGAUGUUCGCUUGGUGACAAAGUGGGAAGGUCGCUAUGGCGCUCGUGCGUAUAUUUCCAAGCCAAACUUCCAUAGCUGCACUCUUUUCGAUGAUGACGAUAUCGCGAUAAUAGAAAUGAAUCGGUUGGAGGUAUUUCUUAACAAACCAAUUUAUGCGGGGUUGACGGUUUUAGACGUAUCGAAAACUUUCCUCUACGACUUUCACUACAAUUAUGUAUUACGGGAAUUCGGUGAUCGCGCAAAACUCCUGUACACCGACACUGAUAGUCUUGUAUACUCUUUUGCAGUGCCGGACAUAUAUCAAUCAAUCAAAGAGAACAUUAAUCGAUUCGACACAUCCAGUUAUAACCCAAAUAAUCCCUUUGGUAUACCUCCUGUCAAUAAAAAAGUCCCCGGAUUGAUGAAAGACGAAAACAAUGGAAAAAUAAUGUUAGAGUUCGUGGGUUUAAGGGCAAAAAUGUACGCGUACCGAGUGGACGACAAGGUGUUAAAAAAAUCAAAAGGUUCGACAGCCGCUAGUAUUCGUGAAAUAACUUUACAAGAUUACAAACGUUGCUUGUUUAACGAUGACAUUGUAAAAAGGGAUCAAUAUCUAAUUAGGUCACAGAAGCAUUCUGUGUUCACCAUAAGGCAGAAUAAGGUGGUUCUUAGUCCUCACGAUGAUAAACGUUCUAUCAGUUUAAAUUGUAUCAAUACGCGGCCUUGGGGCUAUAAUUUGGCCUAA
Messenger RNA from Photinus pyralis (common eastern firefly), 774 nucleotides. RefSeq lists its product as uncharacterized. The record is from RefSeq and is a predicted model, not a curated record. Lineage: Eukaryota; Metazoa; Arthropoda; Insecta; Coleoptera; Lampyridae. Bases 1 to 774 code for a protein of 257 amino acids. The transcript has a single exon.